Fulmarus glacialis (Northern fulmar) is the source of this 695-nucleotide messenger RNA. RefSeq names its product glypican-5-like. The annotation marks the transcript as partial. NCBI's taxonomy places the organism in Eukaryota, Metazoa, Chordata, Aves, Procellariiformes, Procellariidae. Gene Ontology annotation, cellular component: plasma membrane; cell surface; extracellular region. The record is from RefSeq and is a predicted model, not a curated record. Gene Ontology annotation, biological process: regulation of protein localization to membrane; cell migration; positive regulation of canonical Wnt signaling pathway. The transcript has a single exon.
AAACCUUUGAAAUGCUUAUCAGACUGGCUGAGAAUUACACAAGCACACUUUUCUGCAAUGCAUAUAGAAACAUGGCUGCUGAGGCUACUACAUGUGUUCAGGAGUUUUUCACAGAUGUUGGACUCUUCAUAUUUGGCACAGACGUCAGCACAGAGGAAUUUGUCAACAGAUUUUUUGAUACCCUGUUCCCAGUAGUCUACAACCACGUGAUUAACCCCGGUCUGACUGACAUUUCACUGGAAUAUGUGGAGUGCCUCCGAAUGGCAAGAAGAGCCAUCAGGCCCUUUGGUAACGUUCCCAAAAAGGCCAUAGGACAAAUGAGAAGAUCACUGUUACCCAGCCGGACUUUCCUGCAGGCUCUGAAUUUGGGGAUUGAAGUGAUCAAUACGACAGAUCAUCUGCAUUUCUCCAAAGACUGCAGCAGAGCUUUACUGAGAAUGCAGUACUGUCCCCAUUGCCAAGGGCUGACUUUAAGUAAGCCCUGCAUGGGCUACUGCCUCAACGUCAUCCGAGGCUGCUUAGCUAACAUGGCAGAAGUUGACCUUCAUUGGCGGGGGUAUAUUCAGUCCCUGGAGGAGCUCUCAAGUGCCAUGAGUGGAACAUACGACAUUGAGCACGUGCUUCUAAACUUUCAUUCACUUGUUAAUGACGCUCUUGUGCAGGCUCGUAUCAAUGGGCCAGAAUUAUCUGAGCAG